Molecule: messenger RNA, 3380 nt
Organism: Mauremys mutica (yellowpond turtle)
Lineage: Eukaryota; Metazoa; Chordata; Testudines; Geoemydidae
Gene: ZNF618
Product: zinc finger protein 618
Exons: 18
Coding region: 312-3293 (993 amino acids)
Molecular function (GO): protein dimerization activity
Source: RefSeq, a predicted model, not a curated record
GCAGCGCGGGCUCCGCACCGGGACUCGCCCUGCCCGCAGCAGCGCCCUCGCUGAAGGCGGCGCGGCCCGCGCCCCGGGGAAGGGGGGCUGCAGCAGCCCGGCGAGCCGCCCACCCGCGCCGCGCCGCGGGCAUCGCCCCCACUCGCGUCCCUCCCGGCCCCGCAGGGCGGAAAGGCGGCGGCGGCGGCAUUGUGAAGCGCGCAGCGGAUCGCAGGCCCGGGAGCAGCGGGGCUCCCGCCCGAGCCCGAUGAGCCAGCCGGACAGCAGCGCCCCGGAGCCGGCGGCGGCGCCGGGAGAGCAGACGACAAAAAAUGAAAUUAAGCCCUGCUGCAAGAGGAGUGAACGAGGUGACCCCACUACAUCUCUUCCAACCCAAAUGCAUCUGUGAUCAGGCUGAUGAGAGCAGCAGUACUGGGAAGAGAAGCUCUUCAAGCAGGGAGCACUUGAAGAGGAGUCCGAAGAGCCCGAAAGCAGAGGGCUCUGAUUCGGUGACAUCUCAGUCCUCGCCGAGUGAAGAGCCCGGAACAAUGACGGAGGUGAAGGUGAAAACAGAGAUACCAGAUGACUAUAUUCAAGAGGUGAUCUGGCAGGAUGACACCAAAGAUUCCAAGAAAAACAUAAAGGAUGGGCCAGGAGAUGUGCCAGCAGAAAUCUGUGUGGUGAUUGGAGGGGUCCGCAACCAGCAGACACUUGAUGGAAAAGCAGUGGAACACAGCUCUCCUGUUGGAUAUACACGAAAUCGAUACUCAGGCACCUGGAUUUUUGACCAUGCAUUGAGAUACACAUCCGGGUCUUAUGAGUGUGGAAUAUGUGGGAAGAAAUACAAGUAUUACAACUGUUUCCAGACCCAUGUGCGGGCGCAUAGAGACACUGAAGCUGCCUCAGGUGAAGGAGCCUCACAAGGCAACAAUUUUAGGUACACAUGUGACAUUUGUGGGAAAAAAUAUAAAUACUACAGCUGUUUCCAAGAGCACAGAGACCUGCAUGCGGUGGAUGUUUUUAGUGUGGAAGGGGCCCCAGAAAACCGGGCAGACCCUUAUGACCAGACAGUCAUAGCAGCAGAUGAAGUGAAAGAAGAGGAGCCAGAACCAUUUCAGAAGAUUGGUCCAACACCAACAGACACAGGAAGUACCACGGGUCUUGCAAGAAAGCCCUUUCUCCUGAGAUUUCCAGCCCGGUUUUACAAUCCCAAAACUGGCAAUUAUACAUGUGAAUUCUGUGGCAAGCAGUACAAAUAUUACACUCCCUACCAGGAACAUGUGGCGCUGCAUGCACCUAUUAAGUUCUCUCGAUCUCCACUCUUCGUGGCAGUGAAGACACAGGCGAGCCAAUCCGGCAAAAAAACACCGGCUUCCAUAAUCCGAUGUUCCACCCUCCUGCACCGCUCCCCGUCCGGUAUCCCACCGGCAUCCCAAUCCCAGAUGUUCCGCGCUCCAAAUUCUGGAUCCCCAGGAAGCAAGGCCACGACAGCAGAAAGCGCGUUCAGUAGGAGAGUGGAAGGCAAAGCGCAAAACAACUUUGAAGAAACAAACAGCAGCUCCCAAAACUCUAGUGAAACCGCAAGUCCCCUGAUUUCAAAUCCUUUCCCGCUUUUACAAAAACCUUACACCUGUGGAGCUUGUGGAAUCCAGUUUCAGUUUUAUAACAAUCUGCUGGAGCACAUGCAGUCCCAUGCAGCUGACAAUGAGAACAAUAUUGCCUCUAACCAACCCAGAUCACCUCUGACUGUUGUGGAAGAAAAAUGGAAACCACAGCUCCAAAGAAACAAUGCCAAUAAUACAUCUGCAAGUGGUUCAGUAGCAAACAGCGCGAUCCCGGAGAAGGAGCGGCAGAACAUUGCUGAAAGGCUGCUGCGGGUGAUGUGCACCGACCUCGGAGCUUUGAGUGUGGUGAGCGGGAAGGAAUUCAUCAAGCUGGCACAGACCUUGGUGGAUAGUGGUGCUCGCUACGGUGCUUUCUCUGUCACAGAAAUCCUUGGCAACUUCAACACACUGGCGCUGAAGCAUUUGCCUCGGAUGUACAACCAAGUGAAAGUGAAAGUCACCUGUGCCCUGGGCAGCAAUGCCUGCCUAGGCAUAGGUGUCACUUGCCACUCUCAGAGCGUUGGCCCUGAUUCCUGCUACAUCCUGACAGCUUAUCAGGUUGAAGGCAACCACAUCAAGAGUUAUGUCCUGGGAAUUAAGGGGGUGGACAUCCGAGAUAAUGGUGAUUUUAUCCACCACUGGGUGCAGAACGUGAUGUCUGAGUUUGUGAUGUCGGAAAUCAGGACAGUGUACGUCACAGACUGCAAAGUCAACUCCUCUGCGUUCUCCAAGGCAGGCAUGUGCUUGCGUUGUUCGGCCUGUGCCUUGAACUCAGUCGUGCAGAGUGUGUUGAGUAAGCGAACACUACAGGCUCGCAACAUGCACGAAGUCAUUGAGCUCCUGAAUGUCUGUGAAGAUUUGGCAGGAUCCACGGGCCUCUCAAAGGAGACCUUUGGCUCUCUGGAGGAGACGUCUCCCCCACCGUGCUGGAACUCAGUGACUGACUCCCUCCUGCUUGUCCAUGAGCGUUAUGAGCAGAUAUGUGAGUUCUACAGCAGAGCCAAGAAGAUGAACCUCAUCCAAAACCUGAACAAGCAUCUUCUCAGCAACCUGGCAGCCAUUUUGGCCCCAGUGAAACAAGCAGUUAUUGAACUGAGCAAUGAGAGCCGGCCCACCCUGCAGCUGGUACUGCCCACUUACGUGAAACUGGAGAAACUGUUCACUUCCAAAGCCAAUGACGCUGGCAUAGUCAGCAAGCUUUGCCACCUCUUCCUGGAGGCACUGAAGGAGAACUUCAAAGUUCACUCUGCACACAAAGUAGCCAUGAUCUUGGACCCUCAGCAGAAGCUGCGGCCAGUCCCACCAUACCAGCAUGAAGAGAUCAUUGGCAAGGUCUGUGAAUUGAUCAAUGAAGUGAAAGAGUCCUGGGCAGAAGAACCAGAAUUUGAACCUUCUACCAAGAAACCACGGGCAGCAGGUGAGGCCCCGCCAGCUCAGGAAGAAGAGCAGUUUGGGAAAAAUGAAGUCUACGAUUAUUUGCAAGAACCCCUCUUCCAGGCCACCCCUGAUCUAUUUCAGUACUGGUCAUGUGUUACCCAAAAGCAUACGAAACUAGCCAAGUUGGCCUUUUGGCUCUUAGCAGUGCCUGCUGUCGGUGCCAGAAGUGAAUGUGUAAAUAUGUGUGAGCAGGCCCUCUUAAUCAAAAGGAGGCGGCUGCUCAGUCCAGAAGACAUGAACAAACUCAUGUUUUUGAAGUCCAACAUGCUUUAAAACUGUCUUUUAAUUAAAAAAAAAAUUAAAACACUGUUCCAAACAAAGAAAAGAAUUUAAGUUCUAAACACUGUGGACCUCAUUAUG